This is a messenger RNA of Fonsecaea nubica, 1785 nucleotides long. RefSeq lists its product as hypothetical. Gene Ontology annotation, molecular function: siderophore-iron transmembrane transporter activity. NCBI's taxonomy places the organism in Eukaryota, Fungi, Ascomycota, Eurotiomycetes, Chaetothyriales, Herpotrichiellaceae. The transcript has a single exon. Bases 1 to 1785 code for a protein of 594 amino acids. The record is from RefSeq and is a predicted model, not a curated record. Gene Ontology annotation, cellular component: vacuolar membrane; endosome. Gene Ontology annotation, biological process: transmembrane transport; intracellular iron ion homeostasis.
AUGUCGUUCUCGGACGAGUCUCACCCCAAGGCUAGGGACAUGCCGUCCAGCCCCAAGGUUGCCGAAGAUAGUGUGCCCCAUUCGGCCGUGGAACAGCCUCGUCGACGCAGUUCUAUCGUGGAGGCAGAGAAGUCGCCUGGUGUGGUGAGGAUCGAGGCCAUCAAUGAAGUCCUCACCCGGACCGAUCGUGUAUUCCUCUUCAUUGGCGUCUUUCUCAUUGCCUACGCCUAUGGACUGGAUGGCAUUACUCGGUAUACAUACCAGACCACUGCCACAGCAUCCAUGGGCCAUCAUUCCCUGCUGGCCACAAUCAACACGCUCCGUGCCGUCAUCGCCGCCGCUGCCCAGCCGACCGCUGCCAAAAUUGCCGAUGUCUUUGGCCGUCUGGAGCUCGUCUUCGUCAGCGUGGUCUUCUACGUCCUGGGAUCUAUCAUUGAAGCCUGUGCGACCAACGUCGACGCUUUCGCCGGAGGCUCUGUUCUCUAUCAGAUCGGCUACACUUGCGUCAUCUUGUUGGUGGAGGUGAUUAUUGCCGACAUCACCUCCCUGCGAGCACGAUUGUUCUUCAGCUACAUUCCCGCACUGCCAUUCGUCAUCAACACCUGGGUGAGCGGCAACAUCACUCAAUCGGUGCUGGGUGCGACCACGUGGAAAUGGGGCAUUGGCAUGUGGUGCAUCAUCUAUCCCGUGUGUGCGCUGCCGCUCAUGAUCUCUCUCUACUUGGUUAGUCGGCGUGCUCGCAAAGCAGGAGUAUUGGAAAAAUACAAAACACCCUACCAGAUGCUGGGCGCGAGGAGACUGGUGGUGGACCUCUUUUGGACACUCGACGUCAUCGGGAUCAUCUUAUUGAUCGCCGUCUUCGCUCUCAUUCUUGUUCCUUUGACCAUUGCGGGAGGCUCGACGUCUGCAUGGGGGACCGCCCGUGUCAUUGCGCCUCUUGUCAUUGGAAUUCUCUGUGUCCCGGCUUUUAUCGUAUGGGAACUCAGAGCACCUCGACCACUUGUGCCCUUCCACCUCCUGAAAGAUCGCGGCGUCUGGGGUGCGCUAGGGAUUGCAUGCACCUUGAAUUUUGCCUGGUACAUGCAAGCCGACUAUCUCUACACCGUCCUGGUCGUCGCCUUUGAUUUCAGCAUCAUGGGUGCUACGCGUAUCACCUCCUUGUACAGCUUUACCUCUGUCAUCGCCGGCUUCCUCCUGGGUAUGGUGGUCUACAAGGUCAGACGCCUGAAGUGGUUCAUCGUGGCUGGAACUUGUCUGUUCAUGGUUGCGUUUGGGCUUCUGAUUCACUACCGCGGGUCUGCCAACUCCUCCGGCCAGUCGGGUGUCAUUGGUGCACAGGUCCUCUUGGGAUUUGCCGGAGGUUUGUUCCCAUACCCAGCCCAGGCCUCGAUCCAAGCCGCAACCAAACACGAACAUGUUGCCGUCAUCACUGGCCUGUAUCUGGCCACCUAUAACAUCGGGUCCGCUUUUGGAGGUGCGAUCUCGGGCACAAUCUGGACCAACGUGUUGCCAGGGGCGCUCGAAGAGAGAUUGGCACCACUUGGCAACUCGACUUUGGCCGCUUUGACGUACGCUGACCCCUUCUCGAUUGAAAUCGAAUACCCCAUCGGCACACCGGUGCGGACAGCCAUCAUCGACGCAUAUCAGCACGCACAGAGGUUGCUCUGUAUCACGGGUAUCUGCCUCUGCACGCUUCUGAUCGGGUUUGCCCUCUGUCUCCGCGAUCCUAAACUGGGCGACGAACAGAGUUUGCCCGACGCGGAAGAGAAGGAUGUGGUUCGUUGA